Messenger RNA from Drosophila willistoni, 1214 nucleotides. It is a transcript of the gene Clp, whose product is annotated as cleavage and polyadenylation specificity factor subunit 4. The coding region runs from base 158 to 1030 and encodes 290 amino acids. The record is from RefSeq and is a predicted model, not a curated record. Lineage: Eukaryota; Metazoa; Arthropoda; Insecta; Diptera; Drosophilidae. Gene Ontology annotation, molecular function: zinc ion binding; RNA binding. The transcript has a single exon.
CCAAACUAGUUGAUCUACCUUCGAUAGUCAGCAUGCCGGCUAUGCUCAUCUCUAACACUGACUGACUGAACAACAAAAUAUAAGCGAAAAAGGAAACCAGUAGAAAAAAAACAACUUAAUUAAUUCGGUUCCUGUAAGUAGAGUAGGCAACUUCAUCAUGGACAUCCUUCUGGCCAAUGUGAAUGGCCUACACUUCAAGGCGGAACGAGAUCUCAUGGAGCAGGUUGGAGCCAUUCCGCUGCCUUUUUAUGGCAUGGACAAGUCUAUUGCCGCCGUCUGCAACUUCAUCACUAAGAAUGGCCAGGAGUGUGACAAGGGCAGCGCCUGCCCGUUUCGACACAUACGCGGAGAUCGCACCAUAGUAUGCAAGCAUUGGCUGCGUGGUCUCUGCAAGAAGGGUGAUCAAUGUGAAUUUCUCCACGAAUUCGACAUGACUAAAAUGCCAGAAUGCUACUUUUAUUCUCGUUUUAACGCCUGUCACAACAAGGAGUGCCCCUUCCUGCACAUCGAUCCCCAGAGUAAAGUGAAAGAUUGCCCAUGGUAUAAACGAGGAUUCUGCCGACACGGACCCCAUUGUCGGCAUCAGCAUUUACGUCGUGUACUCUGCAUGAACUAUCUGGCCGGUUUCUGUCCUGACGGACCCAACUGCAAGCACAUGCAUCCCCGAUUUGAGUUGCCGCCUCUAGCUGACCUAAGCAAAGAUCAACUUCACAAAAAGCUGCCCACCUGUCACUAUUGCGGCGAACUGGGGCACAAGGCGAAUGCGUGCAAGCAAUAUGCUGGCAGCCUGGAGAACCGUAACAACAUCAAUGCUAUGGAUCACAGUGGUGGCGGAAGACCAGGCAUUCCUGGAGGUGAUGGCAAUGGUCCCGAAGAUGGUAGCGGUGGUGGUCCUAAUCAUCCAUAUGUUAAAGGUCCCACACCUCUGGAGGAGAUCACCUGCUAUAAGUGCGGCCAUAAGGGUCACUAUGCCAACAAGUGUCCUAAAGGCCAUUUGGCCUUCCUCUCCAAUCAACAUAGUCAUAAAUAGUGCCUAAGCUGAGCCCGCACAUCGAUAUGUUUUUUGUAAAUCUUAAGAAUAUUUUGGUCAACAGAGAUGUUUUCUCAUACGUUAUCUGAUUAGAGGAUAAUAUAUCUUCCAUAAAUUAUCUAGAAUUACUUUCGAAUGUUUUAUAACAAGAUGUAAACAAAAAGAAAAAAAAAAAACAAAACAA